AGGACAGGAAAGCAAUUCUCGCGCGACGCAGAUGAACGCCGUUGAACUGACGUGAUUCCAAAUAGUCCCUGUAUAUAUGUGUGCCUGCGGCGGGUGACGUCCUAAGGUUGCUAUUCUGGUAUCGUCUACUGGCCUCCCACGCGAUUCCAUCACCAGCCAACGUUGCAAAUGGAAAUUCUGGCCUGGUAUGGGGGUCAAAGAUGUCCGCCGGAAACGUAGCGGAUACACCGUCGACACGCAUUUGCCAACGGUCUGGGCAUUAUUAUAGCGUUUCGUUGUUGCCUGUCCUGCGGAACAGUCUCGUCAGCAGGAUCUUCCCCUUCCUCUGACUGGGCAUGCUCAGUUGAUGAUCCAGAGCCAGAGGGGUGCCAAGCAAGCAACCCCUGCAAGGCCUCAGUCCUGCACAGUCAGCUAGUCUGACAGCAUUGCUGACAUUCACUGCGUCGUGGGCUUUGCAGGAGUGACACGUGUUUCAUCGCUGGACGUGGAGUCAUUUCUUUUUCCAGCACCGGAAAUGGCCUGUGAGGAAAAUCAGGAACCAUGGGAGGCAGAUUUUUCGAAUGAAGAGAGUUUUCGACAGUGCGUAGACAACUUGCUGGACUGCGGGGAUGGUGCUCUGGAUAAUCGACAUUCUUCGAUGAGCAACGAAAGUCUCCCAUUGGAAAGAAUGGCUCCACUCGGAGCUUCUGCCACUGACACGGAAGAUUUUCCUGAUUGUGUUGAAAGCAUUUUCGAGGAAAAGGCGGAUCAACUACUGAAGGAAUCUCGUUUGCAAGUUUUGGAAGAAGAGCAAGAGCAACUUAUUUCCUCUCUGGUUCAACUGACUACCCACUUCGCACAAGUACAAUUCAGGCUACAGCAAAUAACGGAAGCCCCGGACAACUUAAAACAAGAUUUGCUGAAAGAGCUAGAGGAGUUUGCAUCGAGAGGAAUUCCUGAUGUCCGAGGAUUACUGAAAGACACUAUCCGAGAAAACCUCGUGAUGAAAGAGAAGAGCCUCAAAGCGAUGCAGCGCUUGCUGGAUUUUCUGCACAUUUUUGCAGCAGGGCAAUUCGGCUGCGCUGCCGAUCCGUUCAGGAAAAACAUUUUGAAGCAAACAGCAGCCGGGAACCAUUGGGGUGAUAAACGAGCUGCCCUGCAACUUUCAAUCGAAAAACUCUCGAAGUAUGCGGAAAGAUGCAAACGUCGAGCAGCGGAAACUGCUGGAUACAACUCAGAUGCAGACGAAGCCCUGACAACAUUGAAUUCGGAGUUGCUGGUGAGCGCAGUGAGGAAAAGCUUUGCACCAGCGCUGCGAGACCUGAUGCAUCACGGAUUGAUGAAGCAUUUCACCCCGUCUACAGCCCUCGUGCCCUGGACGGGCUGCUUCUCUCGACGAAGCAUCAAAGUACAACCCCAAGUACUACACGCGUGGGACCUACUCCUCGCAUACUAUGACAUCAAGCGCGGCCCUUCGUACAAUGCAACGCCGCAAAGGAAACUUUCCGAAAGCUUCGGGCUCGACAUUGUUGGGGGCAAGGCUGUGACCACCAAGCAAACAUUGUUGUCAGCCAUCGGGAAAGUUAUUGCUUCGCACACACCUCUGAAGCGAUCGCCUGACGCCCACUUCAAGGCGUUCAUUUGCGAAGCUCUCAAAAAAUUGGCGUGCAAUUCCAGGAAAUUUUAUGUUCUCGUAGGCUUUGAAGACGCUCUGCGGGCCAUGGAAAAGCUGCAAGGCUAUGACUUUGAUCUUCCCGUGGACUUCGCUAUACAGCAGCUUCGGAAUAUCAAAGACGCCUUCUGA
Molecule: messenger RNA, 1783 nt
Organism: Notodromas monacha
Lineage: Eukaryota; Metazoa; Arthropoda; Ostracoda; Podocopida; Cyprididae
Source: the annotation of a GenBank genome assembly